AUUAGAGUCAUCAUAUAUUUCACCUAAUGCUUGUACUUCUAUCUUCUCCUUAAAUAUAUGUUGCUUCCCAUCCUUAUUUUCAAAGUCAAUUAUCUGGAUUAACUCUUUGAAAAUAAUUUCAUGCCGAAUCUUUUGAUGCAUAUGUUGGAGCAUUGUUACUAUCUUCUAUGAUAAUUAAACAAGAAAAUAGCCUGAAAAUGAAUAAAAAAGGACAAAAUCAACACUGUAUUGGAAAAAAAAAUAGAAAAACAGGACAAAAAAUUGAAAAACAUGGAAAAAAAACCAAGUAGAAACCUAGAUUUCUACCUGGAUCGAUCUAGGCGGAUCGAUCUAGGUCUCAAAGGCAAGAAACCUGGAUCGAUCUAGGUCUCAAAGGCAAGAAACCUAGAUCGAUCCCGUUUCUACCUAGAUCAAUCUAGGCAGGACUUGGAUUGAUCUAGGACAAGCGCUAAUUAACGAACGCUUUGUGGCAUUCGUUAGUAAGAAGAAGAAGAAGAAGAAGAAGAAAAGAAAAGAAGAAGAAAAGAAGAAGAUAACCAAUGUUGUCAAAAUCGCGAGUCGGAACGUAGAAUCGCACGAUUCUACGCGUUUUUGGUGGCCUUCCGCGUUGCGUGCCCAGGCGGAAGCGGAAUCGGGUGGAAUCGUGCAGAAUCGCGUGGAAGCGUAGCGGAAAUCGUAGACUCGUAAGAGUCCAACGAUUCUACGCGAAAUGUCCGCUGGUUUUCCAAGACCGGAAGGUCGAUCGCAGCGAUCGAUCAAACACGGGUCCAAGAAACCCUAACUUUCCUAAGUCGCGUCGCGAGCCAUCGUCGCCGCAACUGCUGUGCUUCGUUCUUUUUCAGCAACCGUCGUCUCCUUCACGUACGCGUCUGUCUCCUCCUCCCUGUGCGUCCGGUGUGCGUCGACCGACACUGUGACUUCGAUUAAAGGUACGCCACCAUCCGCCUUUGUCCCUUCUCCAUCUAUCUCAUCUGUGGGUCUCUGUUCUUUACUUCUUUGGUCGUCUUUGUCCCGUCUGCAUCUCUGAAGGCUGUUGGCCACGUCUGUGGUUCGCGAGCUGCUGUUGCAGAGUUGCAGUGUCGUUGGUGAAGCUGAAGCUGCGUGGUGGUGUUCUUGUUCUUCUUUAAUUUCACGAAAAUGAGUAGAGAAGCUAGUGUUGGUGGGUCUGGUGAAGCAAGCUCCAAUAGUGGUGCAACCACUCCAAGCGUAGCUUCCACAACUAGUGGAACUUCAGAUUCCAAAAGAUUGGCAGUGAAUGCUCCUGGAAAUAGAUCUGAUCCAGGUUGGAAACAUGGAAUUGCAGUUGAUGAAAAUCCAAAGAAAGUGCAAUGCAAAUACUGUCAAAAGGUGAUAAAUGGAGGGAUUUAUAGACUCAAGCAUCAUUUGGCAGGAACACAAAAGGAUGUUGGAGCAUGCAAGCUGUUAGUGAUGAUGUAAGGAAGGAAAUGUGGAAAAUUGUAUCCUCAUUGCAAGAAAAUUUAAUAAAGAGGGCAAAGGAGAUUGAAGGAAGAUCAAGUGAUUCAAGUCCUCUUGGCCAAUAUGAAGAUGAGGAGGUGGAGGGUGCAAAAAGACAAAGGCGAGAAAUUGCAAAGAAUCCUACUGAUCUAUUCAAGAAAAGGGGUGUGAGUAGUCAAACUACCAUCAAUGGCAUUUUCAAGAAGAAUUUGAGGGAGGAAGCUUGCCAAGGGAUUGCCUCUUUUUUCUACAAUAAUGCUAUACCUUUUCAUGUGGCAAAAAGUGAUGAAUUCAAGAAGAUGCUAGACUUGGUUGCAAGACAUGGUAUUGGCUUUAAGCCUCCAUCCUACCAUGAGAUUAGAGUCAAGUAUUUGAAACAACAAGUUGAUUGCACCAAAGAAGUUAUAGAGCAGCACAAAGCAUUUUGGAAGAAAAUGGGAUGCACAAUUAUGACUGAUGGGUGGACAGAUAAGAGGAGGAGGACUAUAUUAAACUUCUUGGUUAAUAGUCCUAUGGGAACCAUUUUUUUGAAGUCAAUUGAUGCAUCUGAUAUAUCUAAAACAGCUGACAAGAUUUUCAAGUUGAUGGAUGAAAUUGUUGAAGAAGUUGGUGAAGAGAAUGUAGUGCAAAUUGUCACAGACAAUGCAGCAAACUACAAAGCAGCCGGGGAGAUGUUGAUGGGGAAGAGAAAGAGGCUAUAUUGGACGCCUUAUGCAGCUCAUUGCAUCGAUUUAAUGUUGGAGGAUUUUGAAAAAAAGAUACCAAUACAUAAAGAGACAAUUGCACGAGGUAAAAAGAUCACAACUUACAUCUAUUCAAGGACUGCGCUUAUUUCUCUAUUGCAUCAUUUUACCAAAGAAAAGGAUUUGAUUAGACCAGCCACUACCCGUUUUGCCACAUCUUACUUGACUUUGGGUUGCUUGAAUGACAAUAAGGGAGCAUUGAUUAGAAUGUUUACAUCCAAAGAAUGGAAAUCUAGUCAAUUUGCAAAGACUAAAGAUGGAAAGGUUAUUGAAAAUGUGGUAAUGGAUAAGGACUUCUGGAAAAGCAUUAUUACAUGCUUGAGGAGUGCUUAUCCUUUGAUCAAAGUCCUUCGUUUGGUAGACUCAGAUGAGAAGCCUGCCAUGGGGUUCAUUUAUGAGGAAAUGGACAGGGCCAAAGAAAAGAUACAAGCUGCCUUUAAUGGUAUUAAGAAAAGUUACUUGCCUCUAUGGGAAAUUAUAGAUGCAAGAUGGGAUAAUCAACUACAUCGGCCUUUGCAUGCUGCAGGCUAUUACCUUAACCCUCAAUUUCAUUACAAUCCUAAUUUUAAAGCUGACUUUGAAGUGAAAAGAGGAAUAUAUGAUUGUCUACAAAGGAUGGUUGAAAGUAUGGAAGAAGUAAAGAAGAUUGAUGCUCAACUGGAAGACUUCAAAUAUCGAAAGAAAUUCUUUGGUAGUGCAGUAGCCACUUGUGGAAUUGAAACCAAAACUCCAGCACAAUGGUGGGAAUCAUAUGGUUAUGAACAUCCUGAGUUGCAAAAGUUUGCUAUUCGUGUUUUGAGCUUGACAUGCAGCUCAUCUGGCUGUGAGAGGAAUUGGAGUGCAUUUGAGAUGGUCCACACUAAGAGAAGAAAUCGUUUGAAGGCAAAAACGAUGAAUGACGUAGUCUUUGUGAUGGCUAAUUCAAAAUUUGCCAAGAAGAAGGAAUUGAGGAAAGUCAAUGACUAUAGCAUUGAUGACCUAGCUUCUGAUGAUGAUUGGAUUGUGGAUGAUAGUGAAAAUUUAGAUUUGGAUGCUUCAAAUGAAGAUUUGGUUCUAGUUGAAGAAGGACCUAGUAGUGGAGCACCUCAUGAUGAUUUGGAGCUGCCUAGUUAUGAUGAUGAUGCAGUUGAAGAAGGUGGAGAUGUCAUGGAGGAUGCUGGAGAUGAAGAACACAUGGAGGAUGAUUAUGAAUUCAUGAAUUUAUGAAGCUUAGAACUUGACUAUUAUUUUUCAUGUUGUAGACUUAUAUGUUAUCUAAAAUUUGUGACUUAUGACUUAUUUUAUGUGUGGAUUGUAGAAGACCUUAUAAAUGUUUAGUUUAAUCAAAUGUUUAAUGUGUUUUUGAGGCUAUUAAUCUUAUCUAUGUUAUUUUCUAUGAGUAUAUAUAUGUUUAUAUAUAAUUUUACAUUUUGGUAGAAACUUACGAUUCGUGUUACGAUACUACGAGUUUACGAUUCUACAACUCCCUUCCGUUUCAACGUAGAAACUCGAUUUUGACAACCUUGAAGAUAACAGAAGAGAAGAAUAAUAGAAAAAUAAAAAAAAAGGAAGAAACACAUACUUGGUAUGGCGGCGCAACUAGGCAAUGGCGGCGGCGGACAGAAAUGAUCUAGGUAGGCUCGGGUUCAGGUGGUCGCGACUUCUUCUUGCAUUCUUUUCUUCUUCCUUUACUUCGUGCCUUAAUUCCAAGCCGGGCGAAAGUUUUUUUUGGCAAAAAGUUAAUUACGCAUUUAAAAAACGCUCGGGUUCAAGAGGUGUGACUCAUUCGCACCUCAGAUGAGCUCCAAAGGCGCGGCCAGGCACUCCCAACGCGCGCGCCUGAAGAACAGCACCCACCUCUUGGCGGAAAAGGUGUUUUUGGAAUCGCCUCAUGCCUCAGGCGCACCUUUCACAACACAGCUCCAUCCUUAAUGUGAAGUGAUGCAUAAUGUUAAAUGUGUACACUUGAAGAUUUCAUUUUUUUGGUACAUUCCCAUUGGUCAUAUAUACAGUUGGUCGAAGGUCUACAGGUAUCCCUCCCACGGAGGUAUUAUCAGCUGAUGCCCUUGCAUCCCUAAAUGUUUGGUCAGUUAAAGGAGGGAGGAGAGCUGUAGGCUUAACCAAAUCUAUCCAUUACUCUACUUGAUAUUAUCCCUACCCCUUUUCCAAUGGGAUCCAUCAUUCUCACUUCAGGCCUAUCUAGUCAGUGUUUUGAUAUUGUUCAUUAAUCACAAUGUCACUUAUAUUCUCUCUGCAAAAUAUCAAAGCAAACGAUUUUCCAACUAGUAUUAAUUUCAUAUCUAUCAACUAGAUAUAAUUGCUAGCAGGCAAUUAUAUCUAUGAACAGGUAUUAAUUUCAAAUUUUCGAGCAUCUUAAGCUGCAAUAUCCAUAUUCCUCACUAGAUGCUUAUGCUCAGUUUUUUCUGAUUUGUACAUUCCAAGAUACCCAAUUACUGAGAUACCCAAUUACUGUCAGUUAAAUUC
This is a messenger RNA of Zingiber officinale, 4661 nucleotides long. RefSeq lists its product as uncharacterized. NCBI's taxonomy places the organism in Eukaryota, Viridiplantae, Streptophyta, Magnoliopsida, Zingiberales, Zingiberaceae. Gene Ontology annotation, molecular function: protein dimerization activity. The coding region runs from base 1413 to 3404 and encodes 663 amino acids. The transcript has 3 exons. The record is from RefSeq and is a predicted model, not a curated record.